AGUGGUUUUCUAGAGAGUACCAUGAUUUGAAUGGCUCGCAUAUCGACAUUCUCAACAAGCCUCCUACACCACUUGAGUUCUCCAGAAUAGUACACAUCUCUCGACCUGUGGUCAUUCAUGGUAGCGCCUGCAUCCAAACACUUUGAGGUUCAGCGCAGUUGAACCCUGUCUUCAGGAUUUCAUAUACCUGCCACCAAGGAUCGAUGGAGCAACAAAUAUCUCUGUGACAAGAUGACAGACCGGCCUGUCUCUGUCUCUGUAACGCCGAAUGGGCUGGCUGAUGCCGUCACGGUGGGCUCAGACGGCACAUCCUACUUUGUUGAGCCUCACGUCGAAUCAAUGACCAUGAGGGACCUCUUAUCGAAGCUCGACGACGACAUGACCGAGUCCGUGGGGAUCUCCCAGGCUUACUAUCUUCAGUCCCAGAACGGCAAUGUCUACUCUGCAACAUAUUUCGCCGACGAUGCAGAAAAUGAUUUCUCAGAGUUCGACGUCCUGCGUCCAGAUAUUCCCAGCGAUGUUCCUUGGUGCAGUGAAUCAUUGAACAAACAUCCGGAUGCAGUCAACCUCUGGAUCGGGGAUAGCAAGAGCACAACAAGCAUUCAUUGUGAUCCUUAUGAGAAUAUAUACACUGUCGUCCGGGGAGUGAAAUACUUUACUCUUCUCCCUCCCAGCGAGGGUUGGUGUCUCCAAGAACGUACAUACCCUCAUGCUCAAUAUGUACGACCCUCACCUUCAGUUGAGUUAUGUAUCGAGCCGUCACCGCCAUCAACUCCUCCCAUCCGCUGGUCUUCUGUUGGCGACCCGAAUCUUCCAGGUGCUCUCCCUGAUGAAGCGCAUCCCAUUAACAUCGCGUUGAAGGCAGGCGAAACGCUUUAUCUACCGGCAGGAUGGUGGCAUUACGUUCGUCAAUCGGAUGAGAUUACCAUUGCAUUGAAUUGGUGGUAUGACAUAGAAAUGCGAGGCAUGACGUGGGUGCUUCUUACUUUUCUUCGGGGAGUCGAUGCCCCUGCCUUGGAAGACAACGAAGCUAAACUAGAGACUGGAGAAGUAGAGGAUAAUAACUAAUAAUAAUGCUGACUUGGGAAAAAAAAAACCAUUGUGGCUGCUCGGUGUUACGGGCCGAAAUAC
Desarmillaria tabescens is the source of this 1131-nucleotide messenger RNA. RefSeq names its product Clavaminate synthase-like protein. Bases 232 to 1068 code for a protein of 278 amino acids. NCBI's taxonomy places the organism in Eukaryota, Fungi, Basidiomycota, Agaricomycetes, Agaricales, Physalacriaceae. The record is from RefSeq and is a predicted model, not a curated record. The transcript is spliced from 7 exons. Gene Ontology annotation, molecular function: 2-oxoglutarate-dependent dioxygenase activity.